Molecule: messenger RNA, 1227 nt
Organism: Ostrinia nubilalis (European corn borer)
Lineage: Eukaryota; Metazoa; Arthropoda; Insecta; Lepidoptera; Crambidae
Product: putative odorant receptor 92a
Exons: 5
Coding region: 1-1227 (408 amino acids)
Biological process (GO): sensory perception of smell; detection of chemical stimulus involved in sensory perception of smell
Cellular component (GO): plasma membrane
Molecular function (GO): odorant binding; olfactory receptor activity
Source: RefSeq, a predicted model, not a curated record
AUGCCUGAAAAAGUUUACUGUGCCUUGAAAAAGUUAACCCAAAUUGAGUUGGAUUUUUUGAGUAUUUUGGGCUCUAAAUUGUUUCUCUACCCUUUCAUUGGAAGGACCAAAAGAGUGUAUGCCUGCUACAUGCUCGUGUGUCUCCUGUUGAUCGUAACCGCUGCUCAACUUUUGACAGCUUUACUGGUGGCAGAUGUCAAGGAAUGGAUUGAGAUAAUCAACGUUGCACCCAAUCUAGCAGUUGUUCUAAUGGCACUCCUGAAGUACACCAAAGUUCAUGUCAACCGGGACCUUUACAAGAAAAUUUUUGAGCAUUUCCGCGACGAACUGUGGGAUGUGAUUUCAGACUCUGUCGAACACCAAAAUAUUGUCACUCAAUACGCUGCUAAAACAAAAUUCAUAUCCAGAUUUCUGAUUUAUUACUCAAUACCUCUAGUCAUAUUUGUUGAUUCUUUCCCAAGGAUUAUAAUGUAUUUGGAGCGUGAAUUUUUGGGGAGCGACGACACCGAGUAUUUGUACCCGUUCGAUGGUUGGUACCCAUUCGACAAGGUGGACUGGUAUUAUACAGUGUACCUAUGGGAGAGCUUCAUGACAAUGAUCGUUGUUGUCGUGUACGCAUUUACGAAUAUGAUUCAUUCUUCGUAUACUUUGUUUAUUUGUUUGGAGCUGAAGAUAUUGGGCAGUAGUAUCAAAAACUUGGUGACGUCUGAAGAUGUCGCCAAUAUAGUGAACCGGACGAAACUUCAAGAAACUCACGGUGAUAUAAAACGGAAGCUGAAAACUAUAAUUAUACGUCAUCAAUUACUAGCUCAGAUCGUAUCAGAAUUUGACAUAGUUCAAGGUGAUGUGACACUUGCUAACUACCUCUUUGGGUCUGUCUUUCUAACUCUUACUAUCUUCUCUUCUACGGUCGUGGACAACAUGUACAAGUCUUUGCGAUACUUUUUCAUGUUUUGUUCGUUACUUAUUGAAGUAUUUUUUUACUGUAUGAUUGGGCAAAUCCUAACCGAUGAUAGUGAUUGUCUAACCGAUGCCAUAUACUCGGCGGACUGGCCGUACGCCAAUACUGAGACGAAGAUGGCCCUUCUGAUUAUCAUGACGAGGACACAAAGACCUUUUAAGUAUACCGCUAAGGGCUACAUAGCUAUGAACCUUAACAGUUUCAGUGGUGUUUGCAGCAUGUCAUAUCAAUUCUUCAAUUUACUUCGCACUGCUUAUUCACAAUAA